Papilio xuthus (Asian swallowtail) is the source of this 2200-nucleotide messenger RNA. RefSeq lists its product as uncharacterized. Lineage: Eukaryota; Metazoa; Arthropoda; Insecta; Lepidoptera; Papilionidae. The transcript is spliced from 4 exons. Bases 378 to 1238 code for a protein of 286 amino acids. The record is from RefSeq and is a predicted model, not a curated record.
AGCAGCUUUCUUUGAAAGAGCUCUAGAUGGUCUGAGCUGGGUGGCUAGUGAACGAACUGUACUAGAAAAACUUUUAGACUUGGAAAUUAGAAACCGAGAAGGUGGCAACACUAGUAUUCUAUUGUAUGAAACUGACAAUUUAACGCCAUCUUGCUUUGCAAUCACGUGGUGGGGUAAUGAAUGGACACUGGCAACAUUCGAUUCCAUAGUAUUUAGUAGUGUACUAUUUUCUACCAAGAAUACAUUAAAUGCCGCCUUCGUCACUAUAGCACUGUGGCAGAUAAUAAAAUACACGAUCACAUGGCUGGCCAUUAGGAAUGUAAGGGAGAAAAUAAAAGUAAAAGGUCUUUGAAUCGUAGACUAAAAUUGUUUGGAAUAUGGCUACCAUAAGAAAAAUAUCUUUUUAUUGUUACUUGUGCGAAUUUUUACUUACAUUACACAGAGGGACAACAAUAACGCUAAUUGGGUGCACAGAUUACAAAAGAUAUGUUUUAAAAUGUUACCCUUUUUUUAAUAUAAAAGAAAUCAAAAAUAUAUAUAGAAAUGAACGGACAAGCGACAUUAAACAAUAUGUGCGAAGACUUGACAAUAAUGUAUUAAGCAAAUAUUUCAUUAGCGAUGAUGAUUUAUAUAAGAAAUAUCUUAAUCGAUUUCUUAAUAAUAACAAAGAACAAAACGAAGAUAUGUCUGGGGAUUUUCCAUCAAUAAAUUCAUCGACAACUCCGCCACCCACUUCUCAAAAGGGUUAUUUUCACGAUUUUAUAGUAAGCCUCUGUAAAAUAAUAAUCAAUGAUCUGCCACCAUCAAGAAAUCGUAAAUUAUUAUCAAUAUUAAAAGUUAAUCUCAGACAUCCACGAUAUGAAAUACCUUUUCGACGUGCAUUGCGAAUUUUUUCAAAGACAAUCGAUAGAAUGACGAUUUUAAAAAGUGUAGCACUAAAACAGAAAGUUCGAGAAUUUUUAUCAUUUUUCAGAAACAAAAAACCAAGAAAGCGAGACUUUCUCGUAUUACUAAAUUCAAUCUUUAAUGUAUAUGAUAGUAACAAAAUGGACGAAUAUCUUUACAGCUUAAAAAAAUACGCUGUUAGGAAAAUCAGCAGUAUUAGACGUAAAACAGAAAUUGUAAUUCAAAAAGUUAUUAUUCAUGGAAUACAUAAACAACCAAAGUCAGUAAAAAAGGAAAUAAAUGCUAAAUUCCGAUUAGCGUUGAUAGAAUACUUGGAGGAACAUAAAACGUAAAACCACGUUGAUUAAUUUUGAAGCAAACGUUACAUUAUAACGACUGUGCCGAGCUACACGUGACUAUGUGACUAACGUUACAAUGAACAAUGGAAAAAAGAUUUUUAUCAUUACUUUUUUUGUGGUUGUACUUAAAAUUGUGUGUACAAAAGAAAAUGCUAUAAAUAUAAGGAGGAAUGACUUAGAUUCGUAUAGGUUAUUUUAUGAUUUUUUAAGUGAUUACGUUGAUUUAUUAAGAACUUCAUUUCCAGAAAAGAAACUUGUGGAAUAUUGUAGAAUUGUAAGUUCAUGUUUAAAUGGUUUGGACUAUAAGUACGGUAGAAAAUUUCAUAGAUAUGUUAAAAGACUAUGCAGAAGCCCUGUGCCUGAUAUAAAAGAAGAGAUAAUAUCCUAUCGAUACGUUUUAGAUCAAGAGCUACCCCAUCGAAUCGGUUUCCUUUCUACUAUGGACGAAUUAUUUUCAAUAGAUGAUAGAAUUAUGUUUAAGGAUUACAUAAAUGAUUUGAAAGAUUAUGGAUAUGGAGAUAAAUUGUACAUAUAUAAAGAAACUCAUAGAAUUAUUUACCAAGUAAUAUUAGAUAAUAUUACUAGCCGUAGUGCAAACCAUCAAAACAAACUAGCGUUAAAACUUAAAAGGGCUAUCAAAGAAUAUAACCAAUACACGUCUUAGUUUAAUGCGAUGCAAAUAAAUGAUAAAGGGUUACGAUUGUCUUACUUAUUGAAAACCUUGGAAAGAAAACUCAGUAAUUAAAGUCGUGAAGAACAAUUACUCAUGCCCAUAAACCAGAGACCAGAUGAGGCAAAGAUUAUAUAGACAGGUGAGGUUGAAGUACAAUCACUCCACUAUAUACCAUUGUAAGAGUUUUAUUAGAACCGAUGGAGCUCAAGAGGAUUUAGUUAUCUUAUUCUUCGAGUGUUAAUUAAGGUUCAACUUUAUAAUACUGAUUAGUCCUUCCCUUUAG